Messenger RNA from Acanthoscelides obtectus, 1230 nucleotides. The record is from the annotation of a GenBank genome assembly. Lineage: Eukaryota; Metazoa; Arthropoda; Insecta; Coleoptera; Chrysomelidae.
AUGAGUUCUGAAUCUGAAAGUGAAGACCCAUUUACUGGGUAUGAUAGUGAUAAGGAUAAUGAAUAUUUUCCAUCAGAGAGCGACAGGUUGGUAGUACAAGUUAUUCAAGGUUAUGUUAGUGAACUAACAGCUGAUAUAAUCAUUUCAGCAAUGAAAAUGAGGAUCCUGCUUUCGAAAUUGGGGAAAAACUUGUUCCGGUAUCUCAGAUACCUACAACUAGCAAAUACUUCUAAGCAGGUUCCAGAAAGAAGACGUAAGGGCAAAUGUGAAGACAAUUCUAAGAAGAAAGCUAGUUUUUAUUUUUAUUUUACUAUAGAUUCUAAUCGAAUUCAAAAACGCAGUAUACCAGAAGAUGCAAAACAAUUGCGUCCUAAAAACGAUCGCUGUGACGUAUGCGAACUUGUGAAGCUAAAUGAAAUGGAUCAAACACAGCUUGAUGAACAAACAAAAAUAAAUUAUGAAAAACAUAUGGUUGAGAAAAAGACAUGUCGGCAGGAAAGACAUUCAGACAGGGAAAGCAAGGAGAAAACAGUUCUCUGUUUCGAUCUCCAGAACGUUUUGACUUGCCCAAAGGCUGAGGUCAGCAAAUUUUAUUAUAAAAGUAAACUAUCAGUGUAUAACUUAACCGCACACUUAUCUCUCACAAAACAAGUUUACUGUGCAGUAUGGACUGUGCACUUAAUUGGGAGGACAGGAAACGACAUUGCAAGCGCACUUUACAAAAUUCUGAGUCAGGUGGUUAAAGAUCAUCCCAUCAUGACUGAAUUGAUACUGUGGUAUGACAGUUGCGUCCCCCAAAACAGAAACUCAAUUAUAUCGUUUGCAAUUACAAGACUGCUUUGGGAGGGCCAAACUAACUUGAAAACGGUUACAAUUAAGUACUCUGUGCCUGGUCACUCUUGUGUUCAAGAGAUUGAUGCAACACACAGUGCUAUCGAAAGAGUUCUAGAUAAAACAGAGUACUAUAGUCCUCUGUCACUCAUCAGGAUCCUUCUAAAAGUGAACGCACAUAGACCUUAUAAAAUUAUACAAAUGCAACUCAAGGAUUUUAUGAACUUCCAAACGGUUUGUUCUCUACAUCGUUAUAAUAGAGUACCCUUCUCUAAAGUUUCAUCACUUCAAUUUCGCAAAUCCAUACCUCACAUUGUACAUUACAAAAUAUCUCGUUCAGAGAAUUCUUUUAAGUACAAAAUGAAAAAAUUAUGGAAAAUGGUCUACAAAGUAGACUAA